AUGGCGACCAAUGGCGUCUACAUCGUUAUGGGCGAGGCGAAUUGCGUCGUUGCGCUGCUCAACAAAGCCAGAAGGUUUGGGAAAAGCUGGAAUUCGAAAGGAAAAACUUGUUUUCAGACAAUAUCAACUAUCUCAUCAGGUUCCGACGAUGGAAGACACAGAUCCGUUGCUUCGGAACUUUACCGAUUUGAAAGAAGUUCUGAAUGAGGUUGGUAGCUUUAGAAAGCUAGACAACUAUUGAAAGUUACUAAUAUUACCCGGAAAACGUUCCAACUAACCAAAAAAACGAUAAGAUGAAUUCAAGAGUACCUGAAACCGUUGCAGGUGGCAGAUUUGGCCGACAUGAACCCGCUCACCUACCUCUCCCCGUUUCUCGACGUCAUCAAAGCCCAGAAUACGAACGGACCGAUCACAGAAGCCUCUCUGGCAGCCGUUGCGAAAUUCCUAAACUACGGGCUCAUUGACGCGAGCAGUAUCAAGGCCGCCAAUGCCGUCGAAUCCAUCGCUUACGCCGUCGUUCACACGAAAUUCAUCGGAGGGAAGAGUAAUGGCAGUGAUGAGUGCGUUCUGUUCAAGAUUCUGCAAGUAAGAAUAGAUUUUAAGCGAUUUCAUAAUUUCUGAUCCUAUUGAAUUGCUGAAAGAAUAAUCUGAAAUUGUAUUAACAUUCCAGGUGCUCCGCUCUUUGCUCCUUUCGCCUCCUGGAAUUCUCCUUUCGAACGAAGCAGUUUGUGAUAUGAUGCAGUCCUGCUUCAGAAUCGUAUUCGAGCAGAAUCUCUCACUUCUACUCAGAAAAGUACGUUGAAAAGCUGUUUUCUAAAAAAACCUCCAUUCAUUUCCUCGUUUCAGGCAGCCGAAUCGACGCUGGCCGACAUGACCCAAUUGAUCUUCACGAGAUUACCGACGUUCGUGGAAGACACCCGACAUCCGUACAUCCGGCAGUUAGUGAGUAUUCAAAAUGAUAAUGAAAAGAACUUGAGAACAAUGUGAUAUUCAGGUGAAUCCAACUGAAAAACGUCAAAAGCGGAAGAAGAAGCGUCAGAUUUCAGUGCAUGUUGAGCAAAAAAAUGAGUCGAAGGAGGAAGAAACGCCGACGGAAUCCACCAAAUUAAUCGAUCCGACUAGUGAAGUGGAAGCUGACGGAGCCAAAUUAGGUAACUUUUUAAUGAUAAACUCUGAAAAUUAGUACAGAAAUCAGUUUCAGGCUAUGAUGUCGUGCUGACCACUGAUCCGCCCGUCGAUACCGUAACCCAACCGGACAAACAGACCGAAGAAAUCAAGAAGGAGGCGGUUUCCGAAGGCGACGAAGCGGAUUCGGAGUCUGAAGGCGGCGAGGAUGAACGAACCCGUUCCCAUGGAGGACUUCAGAGAGAAAUAGUGUCAGAUGAGGAGGAUCCGAUCGAAACCGAGCAGGUUCUGGAGGAAAAGCUCCCCUACGGACUGCCCUGUUGUCGGGAACUCCUCCGAUUCCUCAUCGCAAUGAUCAAUCCGCUGGAUCGCCACAACACGGAAUCGAUGGUCGUGCUCGGCCUGAAUCUGCUCAUUGUUGCCCUCGAAGCGGUCGCCGAUUUCCUGCCCAACUACGAUGUCCUGAUGCCGUUGAUCAAGGACAACCUGUGCAGAAGUCUCCUUCAGUUGCUGGACUCUGCGAAGUUGCCGGUUCUCGCAGCCACGAAUCGCUGUUGCUUCCUGCUUUUUGAGUCGAUGAGAAUGCACCUGAAGUUUCAGCUGGAGAGCUAUUUGAAGAAGUUGCAAACUAUUGUGCUUUCUGAAGAGGUUAAUAGUGGAAACUCUCAAUUUUUCUAAUACUUUUCAUUUUAGAAUCUCACCAACGGCGGUACCGAGCAAAAGGAAAUGGCUCUGGAGUCCCUUGUCCAAUUGUGGCGCAUUCCGGGACUCGUCACCGAAAUGUACCUCAAUUUCGAUUGCGAUCUCUACUGCGGAAACAUCUUCGAAGAUCUCACGAAGCUUCUCGUUGAGAACUCGUUCCCCACUCUCGGCGGACACACCGCUUCGCUCCUUUCCCUUGACGCACUCCUCGUUGUCAUCGAAACCAUCGAGCACAACUGCGAAGAUCGGGAGAACGGUAGAGGCGCCGAAGCGAAGGAUGAGCAGAAGGAUCAGAAGAAACUGGGACUCCCGGUGCUUAGUGGAUAUGAUUGCGGAAAGAGGAUGAUGAGUCGGGGAGAAGUGCCCGCUACCGUAUCCCCGAUCCCAGCUGCUCCGACUGUCUUGCUCCGCUCCAACCGUCACGCUCCGUCGAACAACUUUCCGUCGAUGACUGAAGUUAUUGAUCAGAAGAAAAGAAAGAAGCUUAUCGCGGAAGGAACCGAACUUUUCAAUCAGAGCCCCAAAAAGGGAAUCGAGUUCUUGAGAGAGAAGGGCAUUUUGGGACACGACGAGGACAGUCUCGUGCAGUGGCUGCGCACGAAUCCGCAGUUGGACAAGAAGGCCAUCGCCGACUACAUUUGCAGUCGAAAGCACGCCGACGUUCUGAAGGCCUUCGUCAAGAGUUUCCCGUUCGAGAACACUCGCCUCGACGUGGCCCUUCGCAUGUUCCUGGAGACGUUCCGACUUCCGGGCGAGUCUGCCGAGAUCUCUCUCGUGAUGACGCACUUUUCCGAGGAGUGGUACACUGCCAACAACGAGCCGUUUAACCAUGUAGACGCCGCGUUCACCCUUUCCUACGCCAUCAUCAUGCUGAAUGUCGAUCAGCACAAUCCGCAGGCGAAGAGAAAUCAACCGCCGAUGACUGUCGACUGCUUCAGACGAAACCUUUCGGGAACCAACGGGACCAAGGACUUUGAACCGGAGAUGCUUGCGGAGAUGUAUCAUGCGAUCAAAACAGAGGAGAUUGUGAUGCCAGCCGAGCAGAAGGGGACUGUCAAAGAUGACUACAUGUGGAAGGUCCUGUUGAGAAGAGGAGAAACUUCCGAAGGAUCGUUCUUCCACGCGCCCACCGGAUGGAAUGAUCACGAUCUGUUCGCAGUCUGCUGGGGACCCGCCGUCGCCGCUCUUUCCUACGUCUUCGAUAAAUCGGAGCACGAACAGAUACUCCAGAAGGCGCUCACUGGAUACAGAAAGUGCGCGAAGAUUGCCGCCUACUAUGGAAUGAAGGAGGUGUUCGACAAUCUGUGCAUCCAUCUCUGCAAGUUCACCACUCUCACCUCGAUGCGUGACGGAGGAGCCGACGACGCUCUUGAUCUUCAACGGCACCGAUCGAUGGUCGACGUCUCGAGCAGCUCGGUCGGCUCACUCGGAGGCAUUCUCAACCAUCCGCCGGAAGUUCUCUCCCUCGCGUUCGGAGAGAACCACAAGGCUCAAUUGGCGACUCGUACACUGUUCUACCUGGUGCACGAGAACGGAAACAUUCUGAGAGAAGGCUGGAGAAAUCUGUUCGAAGUGCUGCUUCAACUCUUCCGAGCACGUCUUCUUCCAAGCCAAAUGACUGAAGUGGACGACUAUGUGGACGCGAAGAAAUGGGUCAGCAUUCAGAGAGUCCAUCAGAAGGAAAUCACCACUACCCGCAGCGAUACCGGCCUCCUUUCCUGGUUUGGACUGGGCGGUGGAGCGUCGGAAGCGGAGCGCCGGAAGCCGAGUCAAGAGCAACUGAGCGCCAUGAAACUAGCCUCUCAGGUCAUUGCCGAGUGCCGCCCGGCUCAGAUUGUGGCCGAUAGCAAGUACCUGACGAGCACAAGCCUUGCAGAAAUGCUCAGUUCGCUCGCGGCUAACAGCGCGAUGAUUGUGGAGCUGGCGGAGCCGCAGCAGAAGACCGCCAGUCUCAGCGGAGAGGACGAGGACGCGCUCGUCUUUUAUCUCGAGCUCAUCGUCUCGAUCACUCUGGAGAACAAGGACCGUCUUCCGCUCGUCUGGCCACACGUUCGUCGUCACAUCGAAUGGCUCCUCUCGCCGAGAUUCGGAAGAUGCCCAGUACUUGUGGAGAGAGCCGUUGUCGGACUGCUCCGAGUGGCCAACCGCAAUCUGUUCCGCGACAACACAGUCUCCGACGACGUUCUUCACUCCCUCUCCAUGCUUCUCCGUCUCUCGCCCAAGGCCCUUUUCGUGUUCAGUCGACAAAUCGCCUUUGGUCUCAAUGAGCUCAUCCGUGCAAAUGCCGCAAAUGUGCACAAGAAGGAGCACUGGGCGGUGCUGUUCGCGCUUCUUGAAGCCGCCGGAGCCGCCGUUCUUCCUGAUGAUUAUGUGCAACCGCAACAACAAUCGAAAGGAGACGCCAGAAACGCAUUCUCGGAUGCGGAAAAGGAAACGGGACGGUCUGGACACGAGGAACGCGCGUACACAUCGGAAGGAGAGGAGGCGCGCGGAAAGAGAGCGAACUACGACUCGGGAAGCGAUCUGGAGAGCCGAGUCGACUCUGCCGGCUCACUUUUCGGAGCUCAGAAAUCAGGACAGCCGGCCGAUUGGAUUCAUCUUGACCACAAAGAUGCAGCGAAAGCGACAGAAGAAGCACUCCGCGCUCUGGGAGCCACUUCCCACAUGAAGAACUUUCAGCGAUUCGGCAGUCUCGUCUUGAGAACCGGACUCGGAAGACACGAACCGGCGUCAUUCUUGAAAGUGUGCGAAUGUCUCGCGUUCCUGCUCAGAGACGGCAUGCACGUAACUCCGGAUAACUUUGAGUCGAGCCUCCAAUGCUUGAGAACUAUGGUGGAAGCCAGUUUUGACGGUGGAUGCUAUGCGGCUGGACCGCUCAGCGGAGACGCGCAGAAUCGAUUGAAAAGUACCGUGACCGAGGAACGAGCGGCGAAGAAACACCACCAUCAUCCUCACGGAAAGAAGAAGGAUCUGUCGAUGGACGUGCCCGAAGAAGCCGAUGAAAGCAGGAAUGAGGAGCAGCAGUUGACCGCCAAUUAUCAACAGGUGGGAAGCGUUUUCUUUUGAAACAAUCUUGUCCGUCUUCAGACGUCCCUCCAUCUUCUGGAUCUCUGCUCUCAACUCCACUCCAAAACUCCCGCCAUUUUCGCCGAAUGGGCUAAACAGGAAAGCUGCGCUGAUCUCGCUUCCGUCUCGUUCGUCUGGACUGACAUUUGGCGCCCCCUCCUCCAAGCAAUGGGCCGAUUGAGCUGCGAUUGCAGACGAGGUGUGCGAGCAGCCGCUCUCACUCAUCUUCAGGUAAACUGACACAUUGAGUUCGUAUAAAAAGCGCGCAGUUUCUAUUGCAGAGAGCAUUCCUUCCGGCGAAUAUGGCCACAUUGGGAGCCGCCGAAUGGCAGUCUUGCUUCGGAGAAGUGCUCUUCCCGCUGCUCACCAAACUGCUCGAGCCGUUCUCGCAAAUGGACCCGAUUGGAAUGGAAGACACGCGAGUGCGGACCCUUCAAAUCGUCGCCAAAACUCUGCUCAAUCAUCUGACCGCUCUUUCGGCCCUCGACUCGUUCCCAGAUCUCUGGAUGCGUCUUCUCGACUACAUGGAACAGUAUCUUCGUGUCGACAGCUGCGGAAAUCUGAAUGAAGCCGUGCCGGAGUCGCUGAAGAACAUGCUUCUUGUUAUGGACAGCACUGCCAUCUUCGCUUCCAUUCCGGGUCUUUACGAGAUGACGGUGGAGAGAUUGAACCGAGUGAUGCCUCAGCUGAUCAAGGACACGAUCCCGAACCCGCCGAACAAGCAAACUGCUCCAACUCACCAUGCUGCUGGUCUAGAGCCACCAAUUUCAUCGACCUCUUCUGAAUCUGUCCUUCCCUCAACUACACAAUCCUCCGAGUCCACUACUUCCGUAGCUUCUGCUCCAGCUCCUCCCCUGAUGACGUGUCCUGAAGAGUCUACCGCUCCAGUACCCAUCCCACCGACACCAGUGCCGCUGACAGAAGUGAUUGUCCACUCGGGACCAACUUCUCCGAUCGGAUCUCCGCCACAAGGCUCUGUCGAGCCGUCAAGUCCGCCACAGCAACAACAGUACCAGCAAUACCAGCAGCAGCAGCAGCACUACCAACAGUACCCAGGAUACCAUCAGCAAGCUCCAGUCGAUCCGCAGUACCAACAACAACAGUACGCAUACUCGCCGGAAGCCGCCGCCUACUGGCAGCAGCAAUAUGCACAGCAGCAGCAACAGUACGCUGAGCAUUACGGUAGGGGAAGGAAAAGUACAGUAGAUGUGAGCAAGCUCAUUUCAGCCAACCAGUACCAGCAGUAUCAACAACAGCAGCAGCAGCAGCAUGCUCAGCAGCCACAACCGGCAACCGUUCACGGACAGGUAGAUAGGAGUACGAUCUCAACAGUAUUUCUUUAUUUUCAGUAUUCGGUGGCCAAUCCCCUUCCCGUCCCUGCCUACCAUCAAAUCGUCGCUCCGUCGGCGAACAGCGCGUUCUCGCAGGUCUACUCGUCGUCACAGAAUGUGAGAAACCCUUCUGAAGAUCAUUCUGGAAUCCAUGCUCAGAUCGCCGCGGCACCUCCGGCAACGUCUCUGGAUUCGCCCUACUUCACUCCGAUUCCGUUCAACCCGUCCAAUCCGCCGCCGCAGUGA
Molecule: messenger RNA, 6470 nt
Organism: Caenorhabditis sp. 36 PRJEB53466
Lineage: Eukaryota; Metazoa; Nematoda; Chromadorea; Rhabditida; Rhabditidae
Source: the annotation of a GenBank genome assembly